Priapulus caudatus is the source of this 1004-nucleotide messenger RNA. RefSeq lists its product as uncharacterized. The transcript is spliced from 4 exons. NCBI's taxonomy places the organism in Eukaryota, Metazoa, Priapulida, Priapulimorpha, Priapulimorphida, Priapulidae. The coding region runs from base 85 to 543 and encodes 152 amino acids. The record is from RefSeq and is a predicted model, not a curated record.
UUCAUAAUCAUAAACGAGUUCUUUUGCUUCUGACUCUGUCAGUGUCAGGAUGUUGUAAAGUUGACAGCCGUAACUGUUAACAUCAUGACACGCUGCGCUGCAGAUGUGCUGUUGGAGAUGAUUUAUCGCUUCAACGGUAGUGUUAGCGGGGCAUCCUCGACAACUUACACCUCCCACUCACAGGAAGGCGACAUCUUUACUGAGCGACGAGCGCCUACACUAAAGAAGAAAGACUAUUCGUGGAUUUCAAAGUCUUCCUCUAACAGCAAAACACCAGGAAGCCUCCUAGAAGCAGACGAACAACCUUCAGGUUCAGGAACCACGAGUGUAACACCAGGAGGAGAUGAGUACACAUAUAUGAUGGAAACAACAGGAACUACAGGAACAUAUACAUAUGCCUACAUAACAAUGUCCACCAGUGAUGAGGAGUUUGCAAUAGAGACGCCACGCAGAGAGAAGCCAGAAGCCAAGACAGGUGACUUGUACUUCAUAUCUAAUAUUUCUCACACCUCAAUGGGACAAUUUGUGGAAUACCUAAGCUGACUUCUAGUUUACGAAACCUUAUAAUUUAUUUGGUAUGUUUUUUUUUUAUUUCUGAUGUAUUAAGUUUAUGAAUAAAUUUAAUCUUGGAUCUAAAUGUAACUGUCUCCAUGUUUGAGCAUGUGUAUCUGAGGGAGUAAUAAGUACGAGAAAACCACAUUAACUAGUAGGUCCGUGUAUAUAUCGUCUUUUCGUUUUUCUUACUUCAAAACAAAACACGAAAAACGAAAAAGGGUAGUUAUUUCCUUUUUCGUUGUUCAUACACGAUAACGAAAAACGGUAAGCGAUAAACGAAUUCGUUUUCCGUUUUUCUAGCACAUCAACGAUAAACAGUGAAGGAAAAUUUAUACGAAUUCGUUUUUCGUUUUUCGUACCGUCAAACGGAAAACGAGUGGCGCUGCAGUCGACUCGGCGGUGCCAUGCCGCUGUCACGGUUUGAGAUUACCCCCAGUCUGAAAUUACCC